AUGUUCCUACCCGACAAGGACAGAAAGUGGAAACAGGCAAAUACGUUCAUCUGCUAUAGAAGAUUAGCAAUUUACAAGAAAAAAUAUUAUCGGAACAGGCAACAGUUGAUUUACGUGUCGCUGUCUGGCCAUAUUUACACCAAGGAAAACUAUAGAGAAGCUGUGCAGGUGGACAACCGCAUCCGGGCAGACCUAAAAAUAUCAAACACGGGCCAAAGAUCGAGCAUACACGAUGUGAAUCUCCUGUACAGUAGGCUCCAUAAUCUGCUGAACCCCACCGCGGACGAACAUUUUGAUGAAAAGAUGUUCGAAUAUUACUGUAUUCCCCGAUCCAUCAUAAGCGAGUACAACAACCUAGGUAUCUUCCAGCUAUACAAGGAGCAGGCGGAUUGCUUGAGGAGCGUUCUUCAAAACGAGCAAGUCGAAAAGAAUGUGAAAAAUAAGGUAGAGAACAUAACGCCAGAGGAAAGAACCCCUGAGAAUAGACACCCCCAAAGGAUAGAUUCCUUUUCUAACGAGGAGUUCUUCACCUCCCUGGAGGAAUUGAAACACAGUGAUGAUGAAGAAGGAUGGCCAGAAAUAUCUCCGCAGAGGGCGCCAACGGAUGGACUGGAAAUAUCCCCACAGAAGGGGCCAACGGAUGGACUGGAAAUAUCCCCACAGAAGGGGCCAAUGGAUGGACGUGAAAUAUCCCCGCAGGGAGGGCCAACGGAUGGACGAGAAAUAUCCCCACAGGGAGGACCAAAAGAGGAGCACCUCUGUGACGACAAAUGGGACAAACUACACGUGAAAAAUGACACAGGGCAUAAUUUUUUUUACAAAAAUUUUCUCUUCAAUAUCCCAACAGGGAUGGGAAAGACCAUAAUAUAUGACAUUUUAAUUAUACGAAUGGUCCUUUACAAGGGGUAUAGAGCAAUAUUAUGCCUCCCCACGAUGACACUUAUUAAUGAAAAAUAUGAUUACUACGAGAAGCUGCUCGGAGAAAAUACCGUGUGUCUAAAUAUAAGAAAAUUUAACAGUUCCAAUUCUAGUGGGUACUCAUAUCAGCUGUGCACCGACAUUGCCAUCUGCACGUAUGAACAAGCCAACAUCAUACUCAAUAUUAUUAUAAAAAACAACUUAAAGUGUAAUUAUAUUUUCGUCAUUGACGAAAUUCACUACAUGAACGAUAGCCACAGGGGGGUUUUCAUCGAGUCUAUGCUCACGAAAAUUAAGUACAUCCAGAAGAAUUGCGAAAGUAUCUUUAAAAUCCGUGUCUACGGCUUUUCUGCAACAUUGUCAAAUGUGCACCAGAUCGGCGAAUGGCUAGACGCCAAGGUGCACGUCAGCAAGGAGAAGCUGCAGAAUAUAAAGCACCUGUACAAGAUAAAUAACGCGAUAUACAAGGACAUAGACGGGAAGGAACUAGAGAGGAACCUGGAAGCGCCGUUCUCCCUGGACCCUGACCAUCUGGUGUUCCUGCUGAGCGAGGAACUCAUUCUGCAGAGAAACGUUCUGAUCUUUUGUCCAACGAAGAAGAAAUGCGAGAAGGUGGCUUAUUUUAUAAGCAACAUUAUGCCAUACUAUUUGAAAAACAGGAAUUAUAACGUAAAGAAGGAGAUGGUCCAAAGGAGGGUGAACCUUGUGAACCAACUCAAGGAGGUCAGCGUAGUUAUGCCCGCCAUGGAAAAGUUAAUCCUUAGUGGAAUUUUCUAUCACCACGCAGAUCUGCAGAGUAAGGAGAGAGGAAUAGUGGAAGGUGCCUUUAGGAGCAACACCCUUUUCUGCCUGUGCUGCACGACGACCCUAUCCGUAGGGGUGAGUUUCAACGUGCACACGAUAAUAAUCCGUAACAUACGGCUUGGCACCAAGUUCCUGACAAAGGACCAGAUCAUGCAGAUAUCGGGACGAUGCGGCCGCAUGAAGAAGGCUCCCGCGGGUGGGGAUGCCGCUGGGGCCAUUGGCGAUCCUACCAACACGGUAAGCAGUGUAGUGGGUGAGGAAGGAAGUGGUAAAGAUGUCUCCGCGCAGGCUAUGACGUACACGCCCGUGAAGGAUUACGACGAGGACUGCGACGGGAAGGUCUUGGUCUUCCUCCAGCAGUGCGAUAAGAAGUACAUGGAAAGAAUUCUGAAGGAGGACGUAGAUUUGUUCAACCUGAAAACAUGGCUGAACAAUUUCCAACUGUGUAAAUUCAUCGUGGAGCUCAUCCAACUGAAUAUGGUUAAGACGAAGAAGGAAGUGGAACACUUCCUCUUUCUGUACACACUCAAGUUCUUUAAAGUGGAGGAAAGGGAGGGAAAGAAUGAAGAGACGACUGACACCAACCGUGUGAAUUAUAGAGACCUAAUGAUGCACGAGAUAAAGCAGAUUUUCCAGUAUCUCUUCGAGAACAAACUCAUCAUCAUCCCACAUGACAAGGAACAGUCAUACUACUACUAUAUGUUUGCCAAAAUAUACAAUGUCAACCUUUACAAAAUGGAACAUAUUUUCAAUUUCCACUUUUUAUGCCAGUACAUUAACGUGGAAACAUUAAUUAAAUGUAACUUACCACAAAAAAUGGAUUUAUUUAAAAAAUUGUACAGGAACUACAAACAGAAGGACUUUAAGGAUGAAGAUAAACAAAGCUAUUUUUUCUCUCUCCCUUUCUUAACCAUUCUAUUAAUUUUCAAGGAUACAAAGGUUAAUAAAAAUAUUUUCCAAAAUUUGUCUGUACAACUUGUGAAGUAUUUAUUUCUUGUUAAUAUUAACAAUAAGCAAUUUGACUUUUACGUUUAUGACCUUUUGAGGGACGAGGAUGUGAUUGAGUGCACGGAGGUUUCUUCUUAUGUGCAUCCUAUUUUGAAUGCGUUGGACUUCAUUUUCAGCUUUUCCUUCAUUCAGUAUGUGUACUUCAGAGGAUUCCCCACGGACGUCCUGUUGAUGAUUUUCGUUUUCUGCGUCAAUUCGGAUAUUUCGCUCAAAAUUGACUUUGACGUGUACGAGCAAAUAUUAACGUCUAGGAGUGGCCCCCAGGGCGGGGACGUGCGCAGGAUUUUUCACUACUUCGAUCUUAGCCUGGACAAGCUGAAGCGCUUCAAACAUUACAAUAGCGAAUACCUUUGUGCCCAGUGCGCUGAGUGCGCCAAGAAGAUGCUGCAGGGAGAGAUCGACGUAGAUGAAAUAUACGAAAACUUCGAGUGGGCCAAAAUCAAGCGCUUUUACUUUUCCCUUAUCGUGUACGAUCUGCUCACGGAGGACAUCCAUACCGUGGGGCGCAAGUACAAAGUCAAAACGAAUGAUAUAAGAAAUAUGUACUCCAAGUGCUUCUACAACUUGGCCUUCAACUGCAGAAACUUGCGGAACUUUAAAAAUUCUUUGGACAUCUUUUGCGUAGUCCUGGAUAAUCUCCUCAUAAAAAUGAGGUCCAGAAAUUUAGCCUUCGCUUUUUAG
Messenger RNA from Plasmodium knowlesi strain H, 3411 nucleotides. Its product is annotated as DNA polymerase theta, putative. Lineage: Eukaryota; Apicomplexa; Aconoidasida; Haemosporida; Plasmodiidae. The record is from RefSeq and is a predicted model, not a curated record. Gene Ontology annotation, molecular function: nucleic acid binding; ATP binding. The transcript is spliced from 10 exons. Bases 1 to 3411 code for a protein of 1136 amino acids.